AUGUCCGCUGCAGACGUUGAGUCGUCGCGGCUGUUCGUCAAGAACCUGCCGCCCUCGAUCACUGAGGCCGAUUUCCGAAAACAUUUUGCAACCGGCGGCCGAGAAGUCACAGACAUCAAGCUGAUCCCAAAGAGGAGGAUUGGCUAUGUUGGCUACAGGACCUCAGAAGAUGCAGCCAAGGCUGUCAAGUUCUUCAACCGAUCCUACAUACGCCUGUCCAAGAUCUCCGUCGAGGUCGCAAGGCCCAUAUCAGACCCCUCCCUGCCUACUGCUAAGAAGGCCGGUCCUCGUGUCCAAAACAAGCUGCCUACCCCCGAGCCUGAGCCUAGGGCGAAAGAAGCUGAUGCAAAUGACAAGAAGAGAAAGAGGGAGGGUGCGGAUGAGUCCGACCCCAAACUGAAAGAGUACUUGGAUAUGAUGCGUCCAGGACAGACGACCUCGAGCAAACUCGAGGGUAUCUACGGCCAGCAGCACAGUGAACAGAACGAUGUCGAGAUGGCAGUCGCUCCUGUGGAUGACGAGAGUGACGAUGAGUACGAGGCCAUCCCGGCCAAGAAACAGAAGCAGCAGAAAGAAAUUGCGGAGGAAACACCAGCAGCGCAGGUUGAGGUCCCUUCGCCUAUGGUCGAUCCACCAAAACCAAUAGACCAAGACGUGCCAAACACAACGGGACCAGCUGAUGCAACAGAUGAUGAUUGGUUGAGAUCACGGACAAACAGAUUACUUGACCUCGUCGACCCGGAUGACCAAUCAGCGCUACCUCUGCCUCCAGCACCACCUACCCAGGCUCCAGCUGUGACGAGCGGACCAUCACUUGCAGAGGUAGAAUUGGAUCGUGCCACUCCAGAAGCCCCAGGCGAGCCUGUUGUCGAAAGAACGGGCGAAGAAGUCGCAACGGAACAGAUAAAUCGCACAGGUAGGCUCUUCGUUCGGAAUUUGCCCUUCAAGGCCACCGAGGCCGAACUCGCAAAACACUUCCAGCCGUAUGGAGAGACCGAAGAGGUACACAUUCCUGUCUCUGGUUCGGGACAAGGUAAGGGGUUUGCCCACAUCUCUUUCUCGGAUCCUGGCUCUGCUAUCGCAGCAUUGCAAGAUGCGGAUGGCAAGCCUUUUCAAGGCCGUAUCCUCCACGUUCUCCCAGGCCAACCGAAAAAGGACCACCAGUUGGAUGACUUUGCCAUCUCGCAACUGCCGCUCAAGAAGCAGAACCUUUUGCGGAAAAAAGCACAAGCAUCAACCAGCACCUUCAACUGGAACUCACUGUACAUGAAUCAAGAUGCCGUGCUUGCAUCAACUGCAGAUCGCCUUGGAGUCUCCAAAUCAGAGCUUCUCGAUCCCACCUCCACUGAUGGCGCAGUGAGACAGGCGGUAGCCGAGACACAAAUCAUCCAAGAGACGAAAGCUUACUUUGCUUCUCACGGAGUCAACGUUGAGGCCUUCAAGUCCCAGAAGAAGGGAGAUACUGCCAUUCUGGUGAAGAAUUUCCCGUAUGGUACGAACCUCGAGGAAUUGCGGAAGCUGUUCGAAGAGGCUGCCGGUGGAAAUGUGCUUCAAGUCUUGAUGCCACCAAGCAGGACGAUUGCAAUCGUCCAGUUCUCACAGCCUGUUGCUUGCAGAACUGCUUUUGCGAAGCUGGCCUAUAGGCGACUCGGCUCAUCUAUUUUGUUCCUUGAAAAGGCACCUGUAGAUCUAUUUGGAGACCAACAGACUACACAGCAGCCUCAGGCUGAUCACCCUGCGGAUGGUGCGGGCGUACAGAAAAUGUCUGGCACGGAUCUCCUGGAGCAAGCUGAUGACCAGGGUAGCCAGGACACGACGUCCCUUUACGUCAAGAAUCUGAGCUUCGACACAACCACAGCACAGUUGGCCGAUGCGUUCAAGUCCUUGGACGGAUUCGUCCAUGCACAGGUGAAGACAAAGUCCGAUCCCAAAAAGCCGGGCCAGGUGUUGAGCAUGGGUUUCGGCUUUGUGCAUUUCCGCUCAAAGGCGCAGGCGGAGGCCGCUGUCAAGACCAUGAAUGGAUUUGUCCUGGAUAAACACACACUCGCAGUAAAGGCAUCACACAAGGGCCAUGACGCGGCCGAAGAAAAGCGACGCGAAGACAAGGCCAAGAAGGCGGCAGGCCAGAGAACCAAGAUCGUCGUCAAGAACCUCGCCUUCGAGGCUUCCAAAGCCGAUCUACGCCGCUUGCUUGGGACUUACGGCAAGCUCAGAGUCGUCCGCAUUCCCAAGAAAUUUAACAGCUCAUCACGUGGAUUUGCCUUUGCGGAAUUUGAGUCGCCACGAGAGGCAGAGAACUGCAUCAGGUCGCUCAAGGACACUCAUCUGCUCGGCCGCAAAUUGGUCCUUGACUACGCCGAGGCUGAAGCCAUCGACGCGGAAGAGGAAAUUGCCAAGAUGCAGAAGAAGAUCGGGGGCCAGGUUAACAGGGUAGAGCUACAGAAGCUCACCGCAGGGAAAGGCAGCGCCAGACAGAAGUUCGAAAUCGGGGAGGACAAUGAGGAUAACGCAUGA
Molecule: messenger RNA, 2514 nt
Organism: Diaporthe amygdali
Lineage: Eukaryota; Fungi; Ascomycota; Sordariomycetes; Diaporthales; Diaporthaceae
Product: RNA recognition domain-containing protein
Exons: 3
Coding region: 1-2514 (837 amino acids)
Cellular component (GO): nucleus; cytoplasm
Molecular function (GO): mRNA binding
Source: RefSeq, a predicted model, not a curated record